CUGAAAAAUUCAGAUGGACGAAUGGCAAUUUUUGGAUGAAGUUGAUGUGCUCGCGAAAUGGCCUGCGGAGCACAAAAAAGCCGUGCUCGAGCCCGGAGCCAAAUGGAAGGAGAGGAAGGAAGGAUUGGAGGCUCUAAACACUCAAAUUGAGCAAAAUCCGCGGCUCUCGACCUCCACAAUGACAAUUUACGGCGAAUUAAUGGAUGAAUUGAGAAAAAUAUUGGAUCGGGAAUCGAAUAUUGUUGUAGUUACGACAGCAAUUCGUACUGUCGAACUAUUGGCUCGGGGAAUACGGCAACGAUUUGCUGGAUUUAUUGGAAUGGUAGUGCCAUUUCUGAUCAAACGUGCCAAGGAUAAGAAGAAGAACGUGAGAGAUGCGAUUUUGGCGGCAAUGGGUGCUGUGGCUGAUACGACAACUUCCGAGCGUCUCCAAAAGGAUCUUAUCGAUUGGUUCGGAAUUCCGUCUCCAGAGUCAAAAAAGACACUUUUACACUUUCUUUACGCAUAUUUCUGCCGCCAAUGCACACCGGAUAUCCAAUUUAUUAAGACGAUCGCUCCGUUGAUUGUUAAGGCUUCAUCCGAAAGUGACGUCACAGUCCGCGACAAGGCGUGCCAGGCGCUAGGCUCCAUCAAACGCCUAAUAGGCGACACAAUCACCGCCUUCAUCGGCCCAAUCUCCACAGAAACGGCGAAAAUCGAAAAAAUCAAUCAAUACCAGCAAGAAGCCGCUGAGGAAUUCAAAAAAUUCCAGGAAACUCAGCCAAAAGCCGGCGGUGAUGGUGGAGCUGAAAAUUCGGCGGAAAAUUUGGAUGAAAAUCAAGAAAAUUCGCCGGAAAAAGCUGAAAAACCACAAGUUUUAGACGCGUGGGAGCUCCUGGAGCCGGAAGAUUGCUCCAAAAAAAUCGAUAAAUCUGUGGAAACUCAAUUAAUCGAUAAAAAUUGGAAAGAACGGCUCGCCGGCGCUGAAAAUGUGAAAAAAUCGAUGGAAAACGCGGGGAGAAUUGAAAUUUCCGAACGAUUAACGGAAAUUUCGAAGCUUUUAAUGAAAAUUGUCGAAAAAGAUGUGAAUGUUAAUGUCGGCGCGAUUUCCGCGCAAAUUUUGGCGGAAAUUGCGAAAAAAUCGAGAUUUUCGUUUGCCCCGCUCGCUCUGAGAGCAUUUCCCGUGGUUUUUGACAAGUUGAAGGAUAAAAAGGCGAUUUUGAGAGAUGCGUUGGUGGAGUUUUGUGAUGAAGCAGCGAAUACGACCCCCCUGUCCGCCUACUCAGAAGCUGUCAUCACUGCAUUGAGCAACAAGAAUCCACAGGCUCGACAGCAAACUGCUCUAUUUUUGAGCCGAUUUUUCGCGAAAAACGACCCCAAAACCGUGGAGACGGAGGCGGUGAAGCAGCUCGCCGAGCACAUUUUGAAGACAUCCAACGACGCUGACAAAGAAGUACGCGAGGCGGCCCUUCGAAUUGUUGCCGCCGUGCAAAAAUGCCUUGGAGAAGGUGUGGCGAAGCGUCUGUUGGCUGAAGUUUAUGAUGAUAAGCUUAAAGCGGAAAAGCUUCCCCCGCUUAUCGAAGAGCUCGAGAAGGAAUUCGGGAGCUCGGCGAGCCCUGAGAUGCUCCGUCUCGCCAAACACUACAAAAUCGGCGCCUCCAGCACCUCUGCUCCACCGAAAACCACGGCCGCCGGAGCCCCAAAACGUCCAUCUUCUGCAGUUGCUCCGCGACGAGCUCCGCCAGCUUCAGCUGCUCCAACUCGCCGAGCCCCAUCUCCAAAAGCUCCGGUGGUGGCUCCGACUCGAAGAGCUCCGUCGCCAAAAGCUCCAGUGGCUUCGGUGGCUCCUGUGAAGCCAAAGCCUUUCGUGGCGAGACCCGCGCCGAGUUUUGGGAAGCCCAGAGCUGCAGUUGCACCCGCUAGAGCUCCGCAAAUCACGCAGAGAGCGCCAGCAGCCACCCGGCCAUCCACGUCAGCAAUCCGCGUGACCCCGAUAGCUCCAAAUGUGGUCAGAAAUGGUGCUCCGACGACGGCUCAACAGGCUCCACGGAAACCAAUUGGAAUCGCUCGACCACAGACUUCAAGUGGAAUUGCUGCUCCGGGAGCUCCGAGAUCGAGAAUCGCAAUGCCCACCACAAGCUCCUCAUCACUGGCUCGCCGUCCCGGCUCGGCGUCCUCCUCAGUGCCACGUGUCCCCACAGGUGCUGCCUCGAUGACGUCAUCAUCUCGCAUUCGACCACCGUCCCGCCCUGGAUCCCGUCCAGGGUCUCGCAACGAAUAAUUUUUUUUUUUUGAAAUUUAUUUAUUUAUUAUGUGAAUAUGUUGAAAAUUUUCACUUUUCCUUGACAUUCCUCCCUUUUAAUUCCAAAAAAAUUUGGUUUUUCCCUCAUUUUCCAGGCUUUUUUCGGAGAAAAAUUUGCUGAAAUUCGAGUUUUAGGCCUAAUUUUCUGAAUUUUUUGGCCUAAACCCCCUUUUUUCACUAAAAUUCGAAUUUUAAGCCAAUUUUUUGGCCUAAAAGCCUGAUUUUACACUGAAAUUCCAAUUUUUAGCCCUAAUUUCCGUCUAAAAAUCUCCUCCCAACAUGUAUUAUGGCAUAAUUUUGCUCUUCCCCCGGACCCCGUGUAUUUCAUUUAUUUAUUUAAAUUAAUUUUUUUUUCCAUUUUUAUUUAUGAGUGAAAUUUUAAAUUAU
Messenger RNA from Caenorhabditis elegans, 2668 nucleotides. RefSeq names its product TOG domain-containing protein (gene F54A3.2). Gene Ontology annotation, cellular component: cytoskeleton. Lineage: Eukaryota; Metazoa; Nematoda; Chromadorea; Rhabditida; Rhabditidae. Gene Ontology annotation, molecular function: tubulin binding; microtubule plus-end binding; microtubule plus end polymerase activity. The transcript is spliced from 10 exons. The record is from RefSeq and is marked reviewed. The coding region runs from base 14 to 2260 and encodes 748 amino acids. Gene Ontology annotation, biological process: establishment or maintenance of microtubule cytoskeleton polarity; spindle organization; microtubule polymerization.